AUGCUUCCUACCCUUCGUUCCGCAGCCGUCGCGUUGCUGGUUUCCGCCGCGCCCGGCUUGGCGCAGUUUCCAGCGGAGCCCGUUGGUCUCAAAGUUUUAGAAUCGCGCUUUGGAGAUGGUGUGAAAAUCACCUUCAAAGAGAACUCGCUUUGCGAAACCACGCCCGGUGUUAAGUCCUACUCCGGCCACGUCUAUCUGCCUCCGGGAACCGCGGACUUGGGUCAAGGACAGGAUUACCCGAUCAACACCUUCUUUUGGUUCUUUGAAGCUCGUGAGGAUCCGACGAAUGCGCCGCUCACCAUCUGGCUGAAUGGAGGACCGGGUUCUUCAUCCAUGUAUGGUAUUCUCGAAGAGAAUGGACCAUGUUAUGCGAACCCGGAUUCCAACUCUACACGACCAGCGGAAUGGAGUUGGAACAGAGCCUCGAACAUGCUCUAUCUCGACCAACCGGUACAAGUCGGCUUCUCCUAUGAUACCCUGCAAAACAUCACUCGGAACCUUGUUACCGGCGAGGUCACGCUUCUCAACGAGACCUCUACCGUGCCUGAGCAGAACACCACUUUGCUCACCGGAACUUUCCCCAGUCGCGAGCCAAACAACACCGCUUUUGGCAGUGUUAACGGAGCCGUAGCAGCCUGGGAGUUUGCACAGGCUUGGUUCCAAGAAUUUCCUCACUACCUUCCGAACGACACCCGCAUCAGUCUUGCAGCUCAGUCGUAUGGCGGACGCUACGGCCCCGCCAUGAUGUCCUUCUGGGAAGAGCAGAACCAGCGCAUUGAGAAUGGUACCCUGGGCGAAGAAGGUUACAUCAUGCAUCUCGACACCUUGCUCCUCAUCUCAGGAUGCGUUGAUCGUUACGUGCAGUACCCUUACUACCCCCAGCAAGCAUUCCGUCAAAACGGAUACGGUAUCGAAGCCGUCAAUGAGACGACAUACAACGCCAUGGUUGAAGCAGUGCCUGAAUGUCUCGAGCGCAUCCAGAACUGCCGCGAUGCCGCUAGACAAGACGACCCCGAGAACCUGGGUAUUGAUGCCGGUGUGAACGAAAUCUGCGAAGAUGCAGAAUCGUUCUGUCGCGCGGAAAUCGUCAGCCCGUACAACCAAUAUGCAGGCCGAGACUACUACGACAUCUCGACCCCGUCGCCACCUCCAUUCCCACCGCCAUUCCAUGAAGGCUACUUGAACCGCGAAUGGGUGCAAGCUGAACUCGGCGUACCGCUCAACUGGACCGGCAGCUCGCCCCAAGCCUCUUCCGCAUACCGCGACAUUGGUGACUACCCACGUGACAACUGGCUCGACGACCUUGGUUUUCUGCUCGACAACGGCAUCAAAGUCUCGCUCGUUUACGGAGAUUUAGACUUUGCCUGCCCCUGGGCUGGCGGUGACGCCGUUGCCAAGGCAAUCAACUGGACUGGUUCAGCUGGCUAUGCCUCCGCACAAUACGCCGAGAUCCAGACCAACGACUCCUACGUCGGUGGCCUCGUUCGACAAUACGGUAACUUGAGCUACAUCCGCACGUACCAAGCCGGUCACGCGAUUCCAGCAUACCAACCCGAAACCGCGUUCAAGAUCUUCACGCGCGCGCUGUUCAAUCUCGACAUUGCUACUGGUACCGAAUCAACAUCUGGAACGGAUGAGAGCAGCACAUACAUGAGCACCGGUCGCCCCGACCCUGAUGUGCAAUUCGACGCUUUCACUAGCGAAAGACUGACAUACUGCUACACCUGGGAUCUCAGCUCUUGCAGCGAGGAGUACGUCGACGCGGUUCUGGAUGGCUCGGCAGAGAUUUGCCAAUAUCUUGUUGUCGAUGCGAACACUACUGCGCUGUUCCCGGAGGUCAUUGCAAAGUGUCGCGCGGAAAGCGGCGGCAAUGGUACUGUGCCUGGUGGGCAUAGUAACAACACGCUGCCCGAGUUCGAAGGUGCUGCUGCGAGCGUAAGAGGAAAUGCGUGGGCCGUCUGGUCAACACUCGUCACGAUGGGUGUAGUGAGCUUUGUGCUCUAA
This is a messenger RNA of Alternaria ventricosa, 2004 nucleotides long. RefSeq lists its product as uncharacterized. Gene Ontology annotation, cellular component: fungal-type vacuole. The transcript is spliced from 4 exons. Gene Ontology annotation, biological process: proteolysis. Gene Ontology annotation, molecular function: serine-type carboxypeptidase activity. The record is from RefSeq and is a predicted model, not a curated record. Bases 1 to 2004 code for a protein of 667 amino acids. NCBI's taxonomy places the organism in Eukaryota, Fungi, Ascomycota, Dothideomycetes, Pleosporales, Pleosporaceae.